AUGGAACAUAUUGAAGAAAAGCCGGCUAUUGACAUCACUCUUCCACGUAUUGACAGCAAGGCCGCGCUGUCCAGUGAUGAUAGCGCUCGAGAAGACGAAGUCAAAAGAGCGAUUGAAUUGGGAGAUUGGGAUGCAUUGAGAGCUAUCUCACUGCUGCCAGGUGGUUUUGGGAGGGCAAGAGUGGAAGCGUGGAAAUUUCUUUUGAAUGCAAGACCGACCAAGGCAGUACGCACGCGCAAAGAAUCAUCGACCCUGCCAGUGGAGACAGAAAAGGUCACCUCAGAAAAGCAAGCUACAACAAAGAAAUCCUUAGCGGAUCUUGAGCCUCACAAAGACGAGCGUCAACAAAACAGCACUCUAAUAUUUACCCCAGAAAAUGAGAUACCAAAAAAGUCCAAAGAUGACCUCAAGGCUGAAUUGCAUCACGUAAUUGUGAAUGUAUUACGAAAGAGACCAAAGCUGGCCUACUUCCAGGGAUAUCACGACAUUAUUUCUGUCCUACUGUUGACAUUCGACCAACAUCGACAAGAGACAGGGCAACAGUCCGAGGAAGAGAUGACGGAGGACGUCAGCUUGGCAGCAGAAAAAUUGAGUCUACAUAGACUACGCGAUUCGAUGGGUCCAGGCUUGGAGCCCCUUGUUGUCGAUCCCGAAUACGCUGGACAACUUUCUGGCGCAUCACCACUACCAUACUUCACCCUCUCCAACCUCUUAACUUAUUUCUCUCACGAUAUGCCGACUCUCCCAUUAAUUCAGCAUGUAUUCGACUAUCUAUUAUCACGACCUCCUAUCGCCAUCGUCUAUCUCGCGACAGUCCUACUUCUCGUACGCAAAGAUGAAGUGAGGCAGCUUUAUGAAGCAGGAGACGAGGGAAUGCUCCACGCUCUACUAUGCAAUUUACCAGAGAUUUCCGACGACUCCUCGACUGAGGACGAGCCGAGUGGUAUCACUCCAAAGAAGGAAGAGCCGGAAAUUUCCCUAGCUUCAAUGUCGCAAGACUCGUCUCAUACAGAUGAGAGGACAGAUACCGAUGUUCGCUCUCUUUCUCCCAACGACCUGUCGACUUCGCAAUCGUGGACCGCGGUAGGAGCUAGUACCGCCUCGAUUUCGUCAGAGAGCUGGACCCCGGCGGAAUCUACAAAAGCUGAAUCUAUACCCUCACCAGGACUAUCACCGACUCUCCCCGCCAUAUCGCCCGUGAACACCAACAAACCCAACCUUGACUCUCUCGUCGACUUCCCACCUCUAGAGCCAUCUUCGCCGCUUGAAUCAUCAUUCGUAGAGGAGAAACCGCCCCUAUCCCACUCGGUCACCGAUUCGAUAGCUGAUAUUCAAGUCCCAACUUCCGAGCGCAAACAACGCCUGCAAUUGACUCAACUACUAGCAGAAGCGGACCGGAUUUUCCAGGAACACCCUCCAUCGUCUAUCCAAGUGUCACAAAUUAUGGGCCCGCAAAGCGUAAUCUUUACGUGGAGUCAAUUGAAUAGGAAAUCCAAUACUGAAGUAAAAUCAGGCUCCUCGUUAUGGAUGGGUACAGUCCACGACGUGAUCAGCGAUGAUAUGGCCGAGAAAAUGGUGCUCAGACCCGAGUUGGUAGUGCGCCCUUGGAAGGACCCUGACGAAGAAGCCAUGGAACGGGAGGUGGAAGAAUCGAAGCUACAGCGACAACGUCGAAAUCAAAAGAAGAUUCAACAAAAAGGACACUCAAUGGAUCUCUUCGGUACUGGGAGGGGAAGUGUCAUAGUCAUUGGUGGAGUGGUUGUCGUUGCAGCUCUGGGUGUAGUUAUUGCCGUUUACGGAAGAGACGGGGAGUGGAAAAGGUGGAUAGGACGAAGUCCAUUAUUGACGAAACUAACAUCUGCUAGGUGA
Acaulospora colombiana is the source of this 1869-nucleotide messenger RNA. Lineage: Eukaryota; Fungi; Glomeromycota; Glomeromycetes; Diversisporales; Acaulosporaceae. The record is from the annotation of a GenBank genome assembly.